Messenger RNA from Diatraea saccharalis (sugarcane borer), 3659 nucleotides. NCBI's taxonomy places the organism in Eukaryota, Metazoa, Arthropoda, Insecta, Lepidoptera, Crambidae. The record is from the annotation of a GenBank genome assembly.
AUGACUUUUAAGGUUAGCAUAACUGAUUUUUUCGUAGAUAUUUAUAAAAGGUAUCCUAAUGAAAGAUUUGUUGGAGUGUACGUGGCGCAUAAACCUACGCUUCUUCUAAGAGAUCCCAAAGAUGUUCAACGAGUCAUGGUAUCCGAUUUCCACUGUUUCUAUCCAAGAGGUUUCAAACUACACAAACAUGAAUCAGAUCCAAUGAGCAAUCAUUUAUUCUCUGUUGAUGGUGAUUUGUGGAAACUUCUUCGAACUCGUAUGACACCGGCUUUCACCAGUGGCAAGCUCAAAGCCAUGUUUCCUUUGAUAGUCGAAAGAGCGGAAAAGCUACAGAUACUUGCAGCUGAUUCUGCAAGCAAAUGCGAAGAGGUAGAUGUUAAAGAGUUAUUAGCGAGGUUUACUACAGAUUUCAUUGGAGCGUGUGGUUUUGGCAUUGAUAUGGAUGCACUGCAAGAUAGAAAUUCAAUUUUCCGUAAACUCGGAGAUAGAAUAAUGAAUAUAAAAACUAUUGACAUUUUAAGAAUGAUAGCGAAAACAUUGAUGCCUUCAUUAAUGAGGCAUGUAGCAGUAGUAGCGCCAGAAGUAAAAGAUAUGACAGUUCAUUUGGUUUCGAGUAUUAUGAAAGAGCGAAAUUAUAAACCCACGGACAGAAAUGAUUUCAUAGAUCUUCUCUUAGAAGCAAAAAAUAAAGGCAAAAUGAUAGGAGAAUCCAUAGAAAAGAAAAACUCUGAUGGUUCCCCUAUCAUUGUGGAACAAGAGAUAGACGAUUUAUUAAUAGCUGCCCAAGUCUUUGUAUUCUUUGCAGCUGGUUUUGAAACUUCAUCUUCUAAUAUGAGUUACACUUUACAUCAGUUAGCAUUUAACCCAGAAAUACAGAAGAAAUGUCAUGAGGAAAUUGAUACAGUUUUGCAAAAGUAUGAUGGAAAGUUAUGCUAUGACGCAAUUAAAGAUAUGAAAUAUUUGAAGAUGUGUUUGAACGAAAGUAUGCGGAUAUUUCCAUCACUUGGAAUUUUAUUUAGAAAAUCAGCGUCGAAAUACACUUUCCCUGAUUCUGAUUUGACGAUCGAUGAAAAUGUAACUGUUAUGGUAGUCAAUCAGGCGAUGCAAAUGGAUGAAAAAUAUUUUGACGAGCCAGAAAAGUUUAUCCCCGAGAGAUUCAGUCCAGCAAAUGCAAGUAAUAUGCAAAAUCAUGUAUUUUUACCGUUUGGUGAAGGACCUCGGGCGUGCAUAGGUGAACGUUUAGGUAUCAUGCAAACAUUAGCUGGUCUAGCUGCAAUACUAAGCAAAUUCACAGUGGCUCCAUCUAAGAAUUCAAAAAGACAAUUAAUCGGCAGUCCAUUUACCCCAAUGCCGCAAAUAGUAAAAGGUGGUGUUCCUUUAAAACUUAUCGCAAGGAAGAAGACAAACUGAUUUCGAUUAUAUUUUGUUUUGUGGUUCAAUAAGUACUUCGAAACAUUAUAAAACACUUCAUAUUUAAGAGUUUUUGUAAUGAAGCAAACUGUUGAUAUAAAGGUAUUUUUAUGUAUGUUGCCUAUUUAGGAAAUUAUUAGAGGUUGCACGAAAAUCCAAUAUUCGACAGUCAAAUAAAAUUUGAUCAAAUUGCUGGAUUUAUCAACGAUUACGUAAAGGUAAAUAUUAGAUAUUAAAAUGUCACAAAUUGUUGUAACUGUGACACUUAUUUUUAUCAUGAUACCUACUAAGGUAUAAUUGUAUAAACAAUAAUUAGUAAUAUUCAUUUAGUAUAAUAAUCAAAAUCUCAAUUAUUUAUUUGUUAUUUUUAUAAUGUCACAGAAUUAAUCAAUUUAUUUUGAUGUAAUGAUUUGAUAAAAUUAAUAGGUUUGUUAACGGAAUCGUUUGAUAUUUGAUGAUCACACAUUGAGGCAACAUUUGCCAUAUUCGAAUGACCAGGCGCUGUCAAUAUACUUCGAACCGAUCAGCGCUGCGAUUCUGUAAAAAUCCGAACAGUCAGGUGCCCGAAUUCACUUCGUAAGCGACAUCCGCUUAACCUUGAAUCGGUGUUAUCGUUUCGUGACGUAAGUGAAGUGAACUUCAAUUUUGUUUUGUAUUUUUAUACAAAAUCUGGAAUCAAUAGAAUUCCUACAAUAAAUGACGUGAAUUCGGAUGCGAAUUUGGGUUCGGAUUUUUACGGAAUCGCUCUGCAGUUCUGACAAUGUGUUUAGUGGGAUUAAUCGGCUCUAAAGCAAAAGUUUAACUAAAAUCUAACUAAGGACUAAAAAAAAUUUAGUUACAAAUAAUAUUGUGAAAUUAAAUGUUAUGAGUAUACCUAUUAAUAAUGCCUGUUUUGGAAACCUGCGGGAUAAUACUAUACUGUGGCUCUGACACGUAACUUCUUUGAUAUUAUCUAUUAUUGUACAUUCAAUACAAGCACUUCUGACAAAACAAAAUGAAUAUAAUUUGCUUGGAAAUUGGAUAUUUCGUUUACAAGUGAUCCGUUUAACUUGGAAUACUUUUAUUAGAACUGAUAUCAUCGAAAUAGGUCUUCAAAGGACCCCUAAAAAUAUUUGCAAGACAGGAGGCUGUCAAAAAAAUUAGAUUCCUUUAGGCGUGUGGAUUGAGUUCUAUUUCUUUUUAAGGGCAAACUUUUGAAAUAUUCAAGAUAUUUAGUCCUUGUUUCCAUAAAAAAGAUGUUUUUAUAAUACAAUCACAAUUACUUUAUUAAAAACCACUUUGUUUUAUCACACUCUCCGUGUUACAAUAGAUUCGUAUCUAUACGAAGUAUAUACGUAUUUUUAAAAUUCUACGCUUGUGAACUCUAUAUCUGAUUAAUUUAUAUUGUUUUCCUUAUUCUGUGUAUUAUUUUCAGUACAAUAAAGAAUUUACUAUUCAGUAUGCUGAGUAAGCUUGCAUUAAUGGAAUUUUAGUGUAAUAGUAAAAACUCUAUAUUUUUACUAGUACCUAUGAACUGCAUACAUUCUACCGAUUUGGAGCAUAGAUUCCCUAUUUAAUUAAAUGGAUAUUUAUUAUAUAAAUAUCCAUUUAAUUAAAUGUACAUACAUCCGUUUUGAUAUCCAUAUUCGCAAAAAGGGGCUAGUAGAAAAUCAGCUUUAGCGCUAGCCGACGAAUGUCGAACUAGUCACCUUUUUAGGACAAUCAUAAAAUGCUGAAAAAAACAAUUUCAACUACAAUAUUAAAAUUUAUUUUUUUACUUAUAAUUAUUUUGACAAUCUGGUAUUGUGUAUUGUCUUAUAUGUUUUUGUAACAACAUGUAAAAUAAAUUAAAUUGAAUAAACAAGCUUUUAUAUGUGCACACUAAAACGUAAAUAAUAGUUUUAUGCUAGACAAGUACAUAAAGUUAAUGUGAAAGUACUAAUAAUCAAAAUUUUCUCUAACAGUAAUUGUAUUGAAAAGCUUGUAGUGUGUAAAAAAUAUGUAUAUUUUCUCGUCUCCGAUUUCAUUAAGUAUCUCUACAAAGUUCUAGUCGAUUGCGUUAGAGAAAAUUUUGAUUAUAAGUACUUUAACAUUACUGUUAUCAACUUGUCUUGCAUAAAAUUAUGAUUACCGUUUUACUGCGUACAAAUAAAAAGCUUGUUUUAAAAAAACUUUCUUUAUUAUAUAUUUUUUUUAGUUUUGUCUUAUUCUAUUCAUUUUUGACAAAGCAUCAUGUUGUGCACAUAAAAGGAUUAAAAGAGCCCAAACAC